AUUUCCCGGGAUUUUUUUCUCGAUCAUGAAUAUUCAGAAGAUUAUUCCUCUUCUUGGUAUUACGAGUGAUAAUUCCUGCCGUUUGUGUGAUAUAAAAAACUUUUUUGAUCUUUUAUUUUCGUCCUGUUGGCAAUGAACCCUCCUAAGCGUGUGCAGGUGUGAAUAGUUAUACGAAUUGCUAUUGUUUGUCAACUGUUUCUCCUCUGUUUCCCCUCUAUUGAUGACAACCGAUGACGAAAUGGCCUAUUGAUAACUUUAUAAAACCAGAAAUUCGACAGGAGAUUGAUGUGCAGUUGAUCAAAAAUAUUGUUCGGUUCGUAUAGAUUCAAAAAUGGCCAAAGUGGCUAAAGCUCCUGCUGAGGAUAUGGAACUUGACUUUGAGGCUUUUUCGAAAUUGGAUAUAUCCAAAGACCAACUGAAAAUGUUGAAGCAGAUAUUUGAUUCAUUCGAUCUCGAACAAAAAGGAGAAAUUUCUGUGGACAUGAUUGGUCAGAUUCUUGACAUGCUGGGACAUAGAUUGACAGCAGAGGAAUUGCAGGCAAUAGUCAAAGAAAUUGAUGAAGAUGGAAAUGGUGUGAUGAGUUUUGAAGAAUUCGCUCAUUUAGCUGCUAGAUUUCUAGUUGAAGAAGAGGAAGAUACUGAGGCUAUCCUGAGAGAGUUGAAAGAUGCUUUCAGAUUAUAUGACAAAGAAGGGCUAGGGUACAUUGGUGUAGAUCUACUGAGAGAUAUACUGAGAGAAUUGGAGCCAAAUCUAACACCAGCUGACCUCAACGAAAUGAUCAAAGAAAUUGAUACUGAUAACUCUGGGACAGUUGAUUGGGAAGAGUUCAAAGCCAUGAUGAUUGGAUGAAUUGCUGUGAUGGUUGUUUAUGAUAUAUAAUUUAUUGUAUUUUGAUUAUGUCAAAUCCAUAAAGGAAUAAAUGAAAUAAAGAGAUACAUUGCCUGAAAAAUGUUGUAUACAUGGGUGCACUUGCACCUCCCUGGCGAAAAAAAAUAUAUUGAAAAGAUUGAGAAUUUGUUCAAUUAAGUAUGAAUGUAUGAAUGAGAACUCUAAGGUCCUAUAGGUUGUUGAUGUGCAACAAGCACAUGUUUGCACUAAAUU
Molecule: messenger RNA, 1102 nt
Organism: Phaedon cochleariae (mustard beetle)
Lineage: Eukaryota; Metazoa; Arthropoda; Insecta; Coleoptera; Chrysomelidae
Source: the annotation of a GenBank genome assembly